CCUGCGCUUUUGCCAUCGCCGGGCUUCACCGCGCACGGACUUCGCUGUUUCUUCUGUGCACGCUCUUCACUCUCUCCUGCGUUGUUGGAUCCAGCAGCACGUCACGAUCUGCCACGCGGUCGCCGUCUCCCCGCUGAAGAUGUGCAAUGUGCACAAGCGUAAUUGCGCACCAUGAGCGCUCGAUAGUCCACAGGAGCAAUGAGUCAUCACAUAUAUCUCUCCACUGGCGAUCCCCCCUCGGCCCUGCAUGCGUAAACACUUGUUUUUUGCCCAACGUUCGCCGCACAAAAGAAACAAAAAUGAGGAAACAGGUCUGCCUAGGACAAAGCCGAGGACUUGCCAAUUUGCCGUCGCUCAGAAUGCGGCGGGAUCAAAUCUGCACGGAUACAUUAGCCGACCAUCGUAAUCACAGCCACGGCUCCUGCACCUCGAAAAGCACCCAGCGCAAUGGUUAGGCUUUCAUCGCGCUCUCGCUGAGAAGACGGCUGAACACGAUCGGCCAAUGUCUCCAGCCUUUCUAGUGCUGUUUGGUGCGCGUGGAUGCAG
Verruconis gallopava is the source of this 546-nucleotide messenger RNA. RefSeq lists its product as uncharacterized. The coding region runs from base 147 to 455 and encodes 102 amino acids. The transcript has a single exon. Lineage: Eukaryota; Fungi; Ascomycota; Dothideomycetes; Venturiales; Sympoventuriaceae. The record is from RefSeq and is a predicted model, not a curated record.